AUGUCUACAUUCAACGUUAACAUCGUUCACGUUCACUCCUCCCAAAGUAUUCCUGUUAGCACGCCCAGAUUACCUCAAUCUGCUGGAAACUCUUCCAGUGCUGGUGCCACAACAUAUGUAGUGGCGCCACAGGCGACAUCGUCGUCAAAAUACGACCCCCAACCUUGGACUGAUAUUUUGUCGUUGGUGGGACCUACCCCACAAGACAUCUUGGAGAUAUACUAUGCAAAGUUUUCAAGUCAUACCGUCGACGUUGGAAACGCAACACCAAACGUGGAUUCCACAAGACUCUUCCGUUCGUCAGCGGAUGUUGUAGUGAUACGCGGACUUGCACAAGUCAGAGACGAGUCCCAAGAUCACAAUAAUAUCGCCAAUGAGUCCGAGUCAUUAAUUGUGGACCAUCUUGUCGUGGCAAGCCUAGCUACUGGAACGGUAGACCCAGCCGUUCUCAUUCGCACGUCACGCCGCUCCCGAGAGAAGCGUUCACAGGGCGUGAUGCGGAGCCAGGCGGCGUCAGACAGACAUCAUCCGUACAACGUGGCGAAUAGGCCGUCCAGGGUAGCUGUACCGAGAAACAGUGGUAACGAAGAUGCAAGCGCUUUCUGUCGUCCAUCCGGAGAGACAGAAAACACACAAUUUAGGACUUCCCAGCACCGGGAACAACACCGCGGGGACUGCUCCGGGUAUAACAUUCCCGUUGAGCAGAUGCCUCGACCGGCACCGAGCCCAAAUGAAGAUGGAAGGGAGUCGGAGAUGAGGGGGUCAACUGGAGAUGGGGAUAGUGGGGAGACUGAACAGCAGCCGCGAAAAAUGCAGGGUCAUAGAAGUGAUAGAGACCCUUGCUUCAGAACCCGGGAGGAGAUUUGCUCCCAGGGCAAGGCGGGUGUAGGGAAAAGGAAGAGGCAAAAGCGGUGA
Messenger RNA from Psilocybe cubensis, 915 nucleotides. RefSeq lists its product as uncharacterized. The record is from RefSeq and is a predicted model, not a curated record. The transcript has 2 exons. NCBI's taxonomy places the organism in Eukaryota, Fungi, Basidiomycota, Agaricomycetes, Agaricales, Agrocybaceae. Bases 1 to 915 code for a protein of 304 amino acids.